Drosophila yakuba is the source of this 2354-nucleotide messenger RNA. RefSeq lists its product as uncharacterized. The record is from RefSeq and is a predicted model, not a curated record. NCBI's taxonomy places the organism in Eukaryota, Metazoa, Arthropoda, Insecta, Diptera, Drosophilidae. Bases 431 to 2101 code for a protein of 556 amino acids. The transcript has 2 exons.
ACCACAGUCACCACACCCCCUAAACCCCCACGCCUACACCACUGAACACAUCGACGCCCAUGGGCACUCCGGUACAACGAACCGGGAAACGAAUAAACAAAUGGGUCAACAAUGUAUCUACAAUGUAUCGACAUCCGGCCAAAUGCUGACACUAACAUCAGCAGACCAGACGGCAAGAAUGCCGAUGUAGCAUAAGAACCUAGCAUAACCCUUAUAUAUAAGAACUAUGUACUUAGAUUUGGAGGCUCCUUGAGAAGAACGAAAGAAAUAUAGAAUCACUCUUAAGUUUGAACCCAAAGCGUGAAGUUGUGUUACUGAAUCCCAUACAAGUGCCUGAACAAAAUCUCAUGCAAAGUGCCGACAGCCGACUAUAAGCGAACCACCCAACAUCUUUACUGCUGUUAUAUUCACCUCCCAUCAUUCGGCCCGAAUGGUAACUGGCGCAGCCGGUAGGAUGCUUUCCUACAUCUAUACAUUAACUUACCUGUUCACCAUUCCAACAAUUUAUGCUAUUUCUAUACAACCCCUGACUAAUAAUACCCCCAUAGCAAAAAUAGAAUUGGGGCAAGCCCUUAUUAUAAAUAGAUAUAAGAGAGUUAGCCAUGUUAUUAACCUGGAAGAAUUUAGUAAAUGUAUCGAACAAUUUCCUAAAACACUCCAGACAUUUAAAUAUGAUGACACCCUAAUAGAUUCCCUAGCCAUACUAAAAUCCAAACUAGGACAGGCCCAAACAAAACUUAAUGCAUUAACCCCACUCAAGAGAAACAAACGCGGAUUAAUUAAUGGAUUUGGCAGUCUCGUGAAAGCUGUCACGGGCAAUAUGGAUGCCGAAGACGCCAGAGAAAUAGGUAAAGACAUCGAAAAUAUUAAAAUAGCCCUUUCGACCGUUAACACAAAUUACCAAACUCAAGAUGUAUUCAAUAAUGAAAUUUUAAUUAGAUUCGAGAACAUUACAAAUCAUAUUAAUAAUGAACAAGUUCUAAUAACAACAUUCUUUGAAAAUAUGCAAAAUAAAAUUUAUAAAGAAGAAAAUACCUUGGAAAAAUUACAGUAUAUAAAUAGGAUUAACUAUAACUUAGAAUUACUACUUAAUCACUUGAACGAUAUAAUUGAAAGCAUGUUAUUAGCUAAAAUAAAUGUAAUACCUAGAUUUAUAUUAACCGAACAAGAAAUAUAUAAAAUUAAAAUGUUACUGGAAAAUCAAAAUAUUACGAUAAAAAGCGAACAACACAUUUACGAUUUGUUAAAAAUGAACACGUUAAGCUACGAAAAUAACAUAAUUUUUACUAUCCAAAUACCUAUUUUUGAAAAAGAUAAUUACAAAAUAGCCAGAUUAAUUCCCUUACCAAUUAAUAAUAAAUACUUUGUUAUGAUCCCUAACUAUUUAAUAUAUAAGAAUAAUGUUAAUAAGUACUACUUGACUCAAAACUGCCCCAAAGUAGACGACACGUUUAUAUGCAACAAAGACGCAUACAUCAACACACCGCAAAAUGACACCUGCACUCAACAAUUAUUGGAUUCCAAGAACAGCUCCUGCGAUGUGCAAGAGAGAGGCCCUGUUGCAGACGUAUUCGAGGCGGAAAAAGGCUAUAUUUUCGCAUUCAACGCCAAUAACCUGAAGGCUCAGCUAAAAAACGGUAGCGAAAUCACUAUAAAUGGCUCAGCUAUCAUCAAAUACGUGAACGAAACUAUACGCAUCAAUGGCAUAGAGUACGACAACGGAGUUGAGACAACCUUUGAGCACUUAGACCUAAUCCUACCCCCCCUUAAGGAAAUGACCAGGAAUAAAACUGUGGAAAUACUGAGUUUACAAAACAUUCACCUAGAGGCCAUAGAAACAUCAAAUAAGAUUCUGACUAUCCACCAAACCGCCACACAACACGCUUGGACCCUUUACAUUCUACUGGGUUUCGUCGCCAUCCUCACUGUUACUGCAUGGCUGCAUCGACGCACAAAACACGUAUUCCACGUACAGGAUCACAAUCACCACCUGCCUAUUUACGCUCCAGCAAUACCUUCGCUAUGGCCGUCGCUGCAAACUGGGGAGGGAGGAGUUACCACAGUCACCACACCCCCUAAACCCCCACGCCUACACCACUGAACACAUCGACGCCCAUGGGCACUCCGGUACAACGAACCGGGAAACGAAUAAACAAAUGGGUCAACAAUGUAUCUACAAUGUAUCGACAUCCGGCCAAAUGCUGACACUAACAUCAGCAGACCAGACGGCAAGAAUGCCGAUGCAGCAUAAGAACCUAGCAUAACCCUUAUAUAUAAGAACUUUGUACUUAGAUUUGGAGGCUCCUUGAGAAGAACGAAAGAAAUAUAGAAUCACUCUUAAGUUUGAACCCAAA